AAACUACGUCAACUGUCAAAUCUCUACAAAGAAAGUGCAAGCAAAACAAAAGUUACAAUAUAAUAAAUUAAUUAGAUAGUUUGUAACAAAAUGAACAUAGAAAGUGCUGCUGUAAAUAUUCUUAAACGGGGCGUCGAGUUGGACACGAAGAAAAGAUACACAGAAGCGCUAGUAUGUUAUCAAGAGGGCCUACAAAUAUUGGUGGAUAAAAUAAAAGGUGAGAAUGACGAUUCUUCUAAGAAAUACCUAAGAAAGAAAGUGGAAGAGUACAUGAACCGAGCAGAGACAAUAAAAAAGUUAGUUUUACAACAAAAGGAGGCUGGACAGUUUCAUGAACAAGUGCACAUAGAGAAUAACUCUACGGGUCACAGUUACAAAGCUUUAUUUGGAAGAUUUUUAGAUGAAGAAGUACGCUAUGUAUCCGUAGAAGACCCUUAUAUAAGAAGUUUCCAUCAGUGUCAGAAUUUCCUGAGGCUUUGUGAGCUAUUAGUGCGCUCAUGCACAAAUCUUCAGUUAAUAGAAUUGAUUACAUCAAAAGAUGGCCGAUCAGAGGGAGAUCAAAGGGAGUGGUUUGUAAACCUGAGCAAUGAUCUGGCAAAGUACAAGAUAAAAUUGAUUGUACAAUUCUCGGAGACUUUACAUGAUCGCCAGAUUACAUUAAGUUCUGGCUGGAUAAUCAAAAUUGGCAGAGGUUUAGACUACUUUAAACCACCGGAAAACAAAUUUUGUUUAGGUGUCUAUGACUUGGAUCUACGAACAUGCCACGAGACGACCGUGGACAUAUUCCAUUCUAAGAAUGUCAAACAAUCUUAUGGAUGACAUUUAGAUUUAGUGAAUCUUUGAUGCUUGCUUAUUAUAAGAGAAAAUAAAUCAUUUUACUAUGUUA
Helicoverpa zea (corn earworm) is the source of this 886-nucleotide messenger RNA. Its product is annotated as MIT domain-containing protein 1-like. The record is from RefSeq and is a predicted model, not a curated record. The transcript is spliced from 4 exons. Gene Ontology annotation, biological process: midbody abscission. Gene Ontology annotation, cellular component: midbody. NCBI's taxonomy places the organism in Eukaryota, Metazoa, Arthropoda, Insecta, Lepidoptera, Noctuidae. The coding region runs from base 91 to 819 and encodes 242 amino acids.